Fonticula alba is the source of this 297-nucleotide messenger RNA. RefSeq lists its product as hypothetical. Bases 1 to 297 code for a protein of 98 amino acids. The record is from RefSeq and is a predicted model, not a curated record. The transcript has a single exon. Lineage: Eukaryota; Rotosphaerida; Fonticulaceae.
AUGGGCGCCUCUCGGAAACCUGCCACCGGUGGCGCCCCCGGCGGCUGGGACAACAAGGACCUCGCGGGCUUGGAGAACUUCCUCGAGAGCGGCGGCACCGGCGGGUCGGACCCCUUCUCCGGCCCCGUGCCAGCCGGUGCCUUUGGAAGCAGUGGCGUGUCGCCGGCGCCGGACAUCUGGGCCGCGGCCCUUUCGGCCCCGGCGGCCACGCCCUCUCCGGCUCCCGCUGGCGGCGCCAUGAGGCUGCAGUCCCGGCCGGCCGCCAACAACCAGCCGAAUCUCAUGGACCUCCUCUGA